AUGAUUCCACUUGGAAAUUGCGGCCGCGUCUACGACAGAAAAUAUAAUUAUCCGAUUAACGCAGCCAGGAAGAAAGAUGCAGAUGACAAACAAGACGGAAACGGUCCAGCUAACGGGCUAGGGGACGGAAAUUCUUCUUCCGGCAACAGCAAUGGAUCGCCGGGUUUCGAUGGAAACGGUAAUGGAUCGCCAAGUGGCAAUGGAGGAUCGUCUGGUUCUGGUGGUAACAGCAACGGAGGACCAUCAGGUGGUAACGGUAAUGGAGGAUCAUCUUUUGGUAGCAGUAAUGGAGGAUCAUCUGAAGGUAGCAGUAAUGGAGGAUCAUCUGGUGGUAGCACUAAUGGAGGAUCAAGCAACAAUGGAGGGUCGUCUGGUUUUGGCGGUAGUAACAGUGGAGGAUCAUCUGGUGGUAAUAGCAAUGGAGGAUCAUCUGGUUUCGGCGGCGGUAGCACUGGAGGAUCGUCUAGUUUAGGCGGUAGCAGUGGAGGAUCGUCUGGUUUUGGCGGUGGUAGUGGAGGAUCGUCUGGUUUUGGCGGUAGCAGCAGUACAAAGAGUUCUAGAUCACGAAACUUCGAUAAGGCCGAAUAUCCCCACCAGCAAUCUCUGAGCGAAAAUAUAAAAAACUUUCCUAACAAAGAUCCAACCAUUCCCGACAUUGAUCCAUCACCACCCGUUCGGGUGAAACCACUGAGCAAAUAG
Bradysia coprophila is the source of this 699-nucleotide messenger RNA. RefSeq names its product keratin, type I cytoskeletal 9-like. The record is from RefSeq and is a predicted model, not a curated record. Lineage: Eukaryota; Metazoa; Arthropoda; Insecta; Diptera; Sciaridae.